AUGCAAGAUUUACGCGGUGAUCAACAACUGAUAUUGCUGUCAGUGUCAAACAUUGCCUGUUAUUCUUCGAUCAACUCCUACACAUGUUUAAAGUCAUCAGUUAUUUGGAGACAUGAACAAAAAUUGACUCUGAACAUUAAUAUGCGUAUUCACCUACAUAAUGAUGUAACAGACCAUCAAAAAUCAAUACUCACCGAUAGCGACUGGAAGAAACUAUGGAUGGCUGGCGGUGUCAAUCCAGACUCCAAAUUAGAUAACAAUAAUCUUGACUCGAGUGACAGUCCGAUGUUUGAAGAUAGCGAGAUGAUGGCACACAACACGACCGUCCAGUUAGGUGGAACAGCCUUUCUUAUUUGCAAAGUUUCUGGAGUGGAUAGAGUGGGUGUUAAUUGGAAUCAAAUAUCCUGGAUUCGAAGGAGAGAUUGGCAUAUAUUAUCAUCAGGAGCCCAACUUUACACAAACGAUGAGAGAUUUGCAAUACUGCAUGCGCCGGGCUCCAAUACGUGGACCCUGCAAAUAAAGUUUGUUCAGAGGAGGGAUCACGGCAUGUAUGAAUGUCAGCACACUGAGCGAUGGAAGAAAAAAACUAACUCGGUUGACGUCUGGAGGGUAAAAGAAUUGGUUAAGUGCACUUUUACACCACGAGAGCUUGCAAUUCAGAAUUUCUUUUACAGUGGUACACGAGGAAUCUAA
This is a messenger RNA of Eupeodes corollae, 693 nucleotides long. RefSeq lists its product as uncharacterized. Bases 1 to 693 code for a protein of 230 amino acids. Gene Ontology annotation, biological process: synapse organization. The record is from RefSeq and is a predicted model, not a curated record. NCBI's taxonomy places the organism in Eukaryota, Metazoa, Arthropoda, Insecta, Diptera, Syrphidae. Gene Ontology annotation, cellular component: neuron projection membrane. The transcript has 5 exons.